Messenger RNA from Xyrauchen texanus (razorback sucker), 3041 nucleotides. Its product is annotated as guanine nucleotide-binding protein G(I)/G(S)/G(O) subunit gamma-13-like. Gene Ontology annotation, molecular function: G-protein beta-subunit binding. Gene Ontology annotation, cellular component: heterotrimeric G-protein complex. The record is from RefSeq and is a predicted model, not a curated record. The coding region runs from base 397 to 600 and encodes 67 amino acids. The transcript is spliced from 3 exons. Gene Ontology annotation, biological process: sensory perception of taste; phospholipase C-activating G protein-coupled receptor signaling pathway. Lineage: Eukaryota; Metazoa; Chordata; Actinopteri; Cypriniformes; Catostomidae.
UAUAUAACCGAUUCUCCCCCUCCCAAACAGAUUACCCCCCCUCCCCCCACAUUGGCCCAGCAGCGGUGGAACAGCGUCCUUGCACUUUACUAGGCUGCAACCACUGCCAUCAGCUCAACUUCUUCAGCAUCAUUUCAGCUUUCUGUUCUGCUGCUGCUGUUGCCGGAGCGUACCAGCCUCACUGCCCGGUCCUUUUGCUCUCUGUCUGCAGUGGAUACAUCGUUGUCCUUUAUAUUUUCAAGAAUUGGAAAUAGGCGCAGCCUGUAUUUUGAUUAAUCUAAAAAAAAAAAAGAACAGCUUGUGCCAAAGACGAGCUUCGGCUAUACUACCUAAAGAUACAUCACCGAGUCUUGUUAUUUAGGUUUACUUUGACUGCGUCCACAUCAAACUGCAGUCAUGGAUGAGAUGGACUUGCCCCAGAUGAAGAAAGAGGUAGAAAGCCUCAAGUACCAACUGGCCUUCAAAAGGGAGAAAUCCUCAAAGACAGUGACGGACCUGGUGAAGUGGAUCGAGGAAUGUGUGCCUGAUGACCCCUUCCUGAAUCCUGAGCUGAUGAAGAACAACCCAUGGGUGGAGAAGGGCAAGUGUGUGCUUCUAUAAAAGAGUAAUAGCAGCAGCAGCAGCAGCAGCCGCCCCAGUCCUCCGCCUGAGCCUCCACCAGCCUGACAGGAUCACAUGGCGCUUGUUCUCUCUGUUUCAUACCCUCACCAUGAAUGUACAGCAACUUAGCACAUACACACACAUGCACACAUCGUUAACCCCAUAUAGUCACUUGCAAGAUUUGAAUUUAGCCAUGCAUUACUAUUCUAAUUAUAACUAUCGAUGUAUCUUUAUAGUGGAAUUUCUCUUGCCUAGUCACAAUGUUGUCACUGACGCUUGCGAGCUUGAUCUUGAGUUCAAGCAUGUAGUGUUGACUUCUAAUUGCCAGAUAGAGCCUGUUAGAUGACAGACUGCAUGACAGAGGAGCAAAGAACACAGCAUGCCCCCCCCCCCCCCAAAAAAGCCUCUACAGCUGAUAUUUGAAGAAGCCAGAAAAAGCAGCAAAUUCGUGAGAUUUGCCUCUGUUGUUCAGCCUGUUCAUUUCUCCUGCAGGUCUAUGCACAAUUUACACCACACUCAGCACUCUCACCCAAGGAACAUGUACAGAUCUUUUUUAUUUAUGUACUUAUUUAUGAUCAGUUAUUUAUUUAUUUAUGGUUUCAUUCACUACCGAAGCUGUCGGCGCUGACUGCUUUUUUAGAAGCUACAAUGGACCUGCUGUUGUUCAACUGCACCCUUCCUUCAUUGAAAGCGAAAGGAGAAAAAAAAAAUUGCAUCUUGCCAGUUCACCAUCAAUUAAUGCCUUGUAUACAAUUUCCUUAAAAAGAAUGUAUGUGUCGUGAGGGAUCAGUAAACCAUCAGCACCCUUAAGCAUUGAAUGGAUAUGCAAACGGAUGAGGUUGUGCACUGGCCAAGGCUUUUUUUCUUAGCUUAAAGGAAUAGUUCCCCCAAAAAUGAAAAUUCUCUCAUUAUUCACUUACGUUUAUGCCAUCCCAGAUGUGUAUGUUUGUCUCCCUUCUGUCUGUCAGGUCCUUAUAAUAGAAGUACAUGAGUGCCAGCACUUUGACAGUCCAAAAGUUACAUUUAGGCUGCUUUAAAGUAGCCUAAUCCACACGACUCCAGUUGAAAUCUAUAUGUUUGUGUAAAAAAUUAAUCGAUAAUUAAAACGUUAUUUACUUUUAAAAAGGGCGGCAGCUGACAUGAAGCAUGACAUCAUGUCGCCGAGUUCAUGCGAGAAUUCGGAAGCGGCACUUAAUUACAACAGAAGAACGAACAUAACACGAGCGCUCGGCCAUUUCAAACAGCAUCAGAGUCUUGGGUGGAAGCACCAAUUAAAAGUUAAAAAACGUUUUAAUUAUCGACUUGUUUCUUAUAUAAACAUCGAUUUGCUUCUGAAGACAUUCAUUGAUCCACUGAAGUCAUGUAGAUUAAUUUUAUGCUGCCUAAAUAUGACUUUUGGACCAUCAAAGUUCUUGCACACAUGUACUUGCAUCAUAAGGACCUGACAGAGCUAAAUCUUCUUCUAAAAAUCUUAAUUUGUGUUCUGCUGAAGAAAGACAUCAGAGUAAGUGAAUAAUGACAGAAAGUUUCAUUUCUGGGUGAACUAUCCCUUUAAUAGCUCUUGCACUUACUGUAUGAGGAAAGGCAAGAAUGUGGGGUUAAUUUAUGACUUUUUUUUUUUUCAUGUUUUUAUAUAUUCAAACAAUAGAAACUUGUCUAAUUAUCUUGAUGUGAGUUACAUUUGACAAUGCUUAGAGAAAAUAUGCAUACGAUCAAGUAGUUUAAUAACAAGCAAUAAGUGAUUACAUUUUUUAUUGAAUGUUUUACAAAAAAACACAUCUUAUUGAAUAAAGUAGAGGAUUUUUAGACAGCUUUAAUGUCAUUUGUGUGUUUCAAUUGGUUGUGUGUGUUUCUUAUACUGUAUACUGUUUGACUAUUACACAGAGAAAAAAUUUAAUUAUUACAUCAAGAUUAUAGCAACAUCCAUUAAGACACUGACAUGUUGUAAUUAAGAUUUUUAUCUGAGAGAGACAACCAGCACUGUCCUUUAAAGAGAUUUUCCACGUUCAUUGGAAUUCACAGCAUUUGUGGGAAAAUGUUUAUUCCCAAAAAUAAUUUUGCCUCAUACUUACUUAAAAUAAAACAAAAAAGUAUAGCCACAAGAUGUAAAAAUGACAUGUGUUAACAUGAUUUUAGUGUGAUAAGAAAUAACUUUCUAACCUUAUCUGUGUAAAGAUAUCUCCAAUAUUUCAACUUCUUUGUCAUGACAAUGAAACCUUCCAAUAACUUUACACAGAGAAAGUUUGUAAGCAACUUUAUAACAAUAAAAUCAAGUUAAAUGUUAACAUCUUUUGAGUUUAGUUUUGAAACAAUGUGAAUUUGAGCAUUUAUAGACAUUCACAUCCAUUGUUUUACUGUAACUGCAAUUUCUGCUUAUUUGUGUUCAGUCAAAAGGGUUAUCAACAUUAUUGAACACAACUUGUAUUGAACCCAGAAAUGUA